Sphaerulina musiva SO2202 is the source of this 357-nucleotide messenger RNA. RefSeq lists its product as uncharacterized. Lineage: Eukaryota; Fungi; Ascomycota; Dothideomycetes; Mycosphaerellales; Mycosphaerellaceae. The record is from RefSeq and is a predicted model, not a curated record. Bases 1 to 357 code for a protein of 118 amino acids. The transcript is spliced from 2 exons.
AUGCAUGCUGGGGAGUAUGUUGCCCGAAGUCCAAACAAAGUGCGUGAAGCUUUGAAACAGAGGCGCAUACCCACGAAUGAGAAGCGCCAACCGUGUCCGUCGGCUACAGGGCUGACGCACAGCGGCACGCGCGAACAGCGCGAGCCCCUGGACGACUACACCAUUCCAGUCUGUCUGUUUGUUGGUGACUGCUCGAGAUCAUCAAGCGCGGGCUGGUCAUGUCACAAGCCGUUUGGAGCGGCCUGGCUGGCUGCAUUCUUUGCGUCGCCAUCCUCCCAACGUGGCUGCGUCUCCACUCUCCAGUGGACUGCGCUGCCCGAGACGGUGGACCAUGAGGCUGCGAGAAAUGACCGCUGA